AUGUAUCAAUCUUCAUCUUCUAAACCAAAGCUAAACAUUAAUAAUAAUUCCACAACAAUCACCACUAAUCCAACUACUACCCUCAAUCCUUUACUUUUUGCAACCCCAUUAAAUUUCAAGCCAGCAUCUACAUCCACCACAUUAAGCACUGGGUUUGAUAAUCAUAUACCUAAAUCAUACAUUGUUUUAUCAAAUAACAGCAACAACUCAAGUAUGAAAACUUCCAAGAAACUUGGUAAAUCAAAUACUAAAAAAACUACUAAUGAUCCACCAAAACCUAAAUCUUUAAAUGAAGCAAUUGCUAAUUAUACUGGCAAUAAAUAUUUGACUCAUAAGGAAAGGAAAAGGAAAAGAAAAUUACAAGAAAUAAUAAAUGAAGAUAAUCAAGUCCCCAAAGAAGAUCAACAAGAACAAGGUGAAGAUGAUGAAGAAGAAGAAGAAACCGAUGAGGCAAAACAUGUAACUAAAAAAGUGAAAAAAGGAAUGUGGGAUUCUAUUAAAUCAUUCUGGCUGAGUACACCUACUUCCACACCAACACCACCUACAGAAGAAGAAGAAGAAGAUUUAGGAGAAAAUAUAGAAGAGAAGCAAGAGGAAAAAGAGGAAGAGGAAGAAAACGAAGACGAUGAUUCAAGUUCUCCUGGUGAAGUAUUUACUGAGACAUCACCAUUUACUGGAUUUAGUGAACCAGAAAAAAGUGAAAUUGACGAAGAAGAUGAAGAAGAUGAUGCAGAUUUUGUGGAUGAAGAGUCAGGUUCACCUGAAAGUGGUGAUGAAGAUGAUGAAGAUGUUGAAUCAGAUUCUAUGUCACCACAAGCAUCUGAUGAUGACGAUGAAGAUGAAGAUUUAGAAAAGUUAAAAUAUGAUUUAAAAAUCGAUCAAUUAGUCAACGACAAAGAUGUCAAUGAAGACGAAGAAGAGGAGGAGGAAGAGGAGGAGGAAGAGGAGGAAACGCAAGAACGGACAUCAACUACUCCACCAACUUCACCAGAAGAAGACACAGAAAAGCAGCAACCAGAGCCACUGGAAGUUUCAUAUUAUGAUAUUAAUGAAUAUGAAGAUGAUCGUGGAUCUAAUAAUUCUACUAGAAUAUACAAAAAUUGGAGAGAACUUGCUAACAAGAAACCUCCAGUUGGAUUAUUAAACCAUGGCGUCACCUGUUACAUGAAUUCGGCAAUUCAAUCAAUUAUUCAUAUACCGGCAAUGCAACAUUAUUUAAAUGAUGUGAAUGAUAAUAAAUAUUCUCAACUUAAACCAAGAUCAGUGACCCAUGUUUUAGCUGAAUUAUCUAAAAGAAUGUGGUUAGCAUCAAAUACUAACAACAAUAAAAAGGGUAAAAGUAAUGGUGGAAUCAAGUAUAUUAAUCCGAAAAAAAUUAUUCAAAGAUUGGAUGAAAUUAAUUGCAUGAUGAGUGAAUGGCAACAAGAAGAUUCUCAUGAAUAUUACAUGUCAUUAAUCUCUAGACUACAAGAAGAUUCUACACCAAAGGGGAAAAAAUUGAAUGAAUCGAUUAUUUAUGAUAUCUUUGGUGGAUUAUUGAAUCAGCGUAUCACGUGUCAUAAAUGUCAUAAUGUUUCAAUCACCAAGCAAGAAUUUUAUGAUUUAUCAUUAGGGUUAAAUAAAAAGAAAAUCAAAUCAAACAAUAACGGCGACAACAUUACUAAUGAUAGCAAUAAUGAUACCACAUCCACUACUGCCACUUCCACCUCCACCUCCGACCCAAUCUUCAAUAGUAAUAAAUUUUCUGUUGAAAAAUCUAUUAAUGAUUUUUUCAGUAAUGAAGUAAUCAAAAAACUGGAAAAUGAUAGUAAAUCAGGUUAUUUCUGUGAGAAAUGUAAUCGAUUCACUCAUGCCAAUAAAAUAUCUUCCAUUGAAAUUGCUCCUGAAACUUUAACCAUUCAUUUCAAACGUUUUAAAUUCAACAACAAUUCUUCAUCCAAAGUCAAACAGCUGAUAAAUUAUAGUAAAUACCUUGAUUUAAGCAAAUAUAUGGUACAAGGCACAGCUAAAUAUCGUUUGACAUCAGUUAUUGUUCAUGAAGGAAGAUCAAUUUCUAGUGGACAUUAUGUUGCUCAUUGUUUACAACCUGAUGGAUAUACUUGGUGUACUUAUGAUGAUGAAUACAUUAAUAAAAUUGAGGAAAGAGUGGCAUUAAAUGAUCCUUCUGCUUAUGUGUUGGUAUAUACUAAAUUAACCCCAAAAGUUUAG
Molecule: messenger RNA, 2208 nt
Organism: Candida albicans SC5314
Lineage: Eukaryota; Fungi; Ascomycota; Pichiomycetes; Serinales; Debaryomycetaceae
Gene: DOT4
Product: ubiquitin-specific protease
Exons: 1
Coding region: 1-2208 (735 amino acids)
Cellular component (GO): nucleus; cytosol
Molecular function (GO): cysteine-type endopeptidase activity; cysteine-type deubiquitinase activity
Source: RefSeq, a predicted model, not a curated record